Aethalodelphis obliquidens (Pacific white-sided dolphin) is the source of this 6476-nucleotide messenger RNA. RefSeq names its product ras homolog family member T1 (gene RHOT1). The transcript has 20 exons. Gene Ontology annotation, molecular function: GTPase activity; GTP binding; calcium ion binding. Gene Ontology annotation, biological process: mitochondrion organization. Gene Ontology annotation, cellular component: mitochondrial outer membrane. Bases 27 to 2012 code for a protein of 661 amino acids. The record is from RefSeq and is a predicted model, not a curated record. Lineage: Eukaryota; Metazoa; Chordata; Mammalia; Artiodactyla; Delphinidae.
CUAGAGUUGGGAAGACAUCACUGAUUAUGUCUCUGGUCAGUGAAGAAUUCCCAGAAGAGGUUCCUCCCCGGGCAGAAGAAAUCACCAUUCCAGCUGACGUCACCCCUGAGAGAGUUCCAACGCACAUUGUAGAUUACUCAGAAGCAGAACAGAGUGAUGAACAACUUCAUCAAGAAAUAUCACAGGCUAACGUUAUCUGCAUAGUUUAUGCUGUUAACAACAAGCAUUCUAUUGAUAAGGUAACAAGUCGAUGGAUUCCUCUCAUAAAUGAAAGAACAGACAAAGACAGCAGGCUGCCUUUGAUAUUGGUUGGGAACAAAUCUGAUCUGGUGGAAUACAGUAGUAUGGAGACCAUCCUUCCUAUUAUGAACCAGUACACAGAAAUAGAAACCUGUGUGGAGUGUUCAGCAAAAAAUCUGAAGAACAUAUCGGAGCUCUUCUAUUAUGCACAGAAAGCUGUUCUUCAUCCUACAGGGCCCCUGUACUGCCCAGAGGAGAAAGAGAUGAAACCAGCCUGUAUAAAAGCCCUUACUCGUAUAUUUAAAAUAUCUGAUCAAGAUAAUGAUGGUACUCUCAAUGAUGCUGAACUCAACUUCUUUCAGAGAAUUUGUUUCAACACUCCGUUAGCUCCUCAAGCUCUAGAAGAUGUCAAAAAUGUAGUCAGAAAACAUAUAAGUGAUGGUGUGGCUGAUAGUGGAUUGACACUGAAAGGUUUUCUUUUUUUACACACACUUUUUAUUCAGAGAGGGAGACAUGAAACUACUUGGACUGUGCUUCGACGAUUUGGUUAUGAUGACGAUCUGGAUUUGACACCUGAAUAUUUAUUUCCCUUGCUAAAAAUACCUCCUGAUUGCACUACUGAAUUAAAUCAUCACGCAUAUUUGUUUCUCCAAAGUACUUUUGACAAGCAUGAUUUGGAUAGAGACUGUGCUUUGUCACCUGAUGAGCUUAAAGAUUUGUUUAAAGUUUUCCCUUACAUACCUUGGGGGCCAGAUGUGAAUAACACAGUUUGUACGAAUGAAAAAGGCUGGAUAACCUACCAGGGAUUCCUUUCCCAGUGGACGCUCACGACCUAUUUAGAUGUGCAGCGAUGCCUGGAGUAUUUGGGUUAUCUAGGCUAUUCAAUAUUGACUGAGCAAGAGUCUCAAGCUUCAGCCAUCACAGUAACAAGAGAUAAAAAGAUAGACCUUCAGAAAAAACAGACUCAAAGAAAUGUGUUCCGAUGUAAUGUAAUUGGGAUGAAAAACUGUGGGAAAAGUGGAGUUCUUCAGGCUCUUCUUGGAAGAAACUUAAUGAGGCAGAAGAAAAUUCGUGAUGACCAUAAAUCAUACUAUGCAAUUAACACUGUUUAUGUAUACGGACAAGAGAAAUACUUGUUGUUGCAUGAUAUCUCAGAAUCGGAAUUUCUAACUGAGGCUGAGAUCCUUUGUGAUGUUGUGUGCCUGGUAUAUGAUGUCAGUAACCCUAAAUCCUUUGAAUACUGUGCCAGGAUUUUUAAGCAACACUUUAUGGACAGCAGAAUACCUUGCUUAAUCGUAGCUGCAAAGUCAGACCUGCAUGAAGUCAGACAAGAAUAUAGCAUUUCACCUACUGAUUUCUGCAGGAAACACAAAAUGCCUCCACCACAAGCCUUCACUUGCAAUACUGCUGAUGCACCCAGUAAAGACAUCUUUGUUAAAUUGACAACAAUGGCCAUGUACCCAGAGGAUCAUUACAGAGACAGACUCUCCCGAGACAUGGGCAACACUGAUAGAAUAGAGAAUUUGAGAAAAAUCUGGGUCUUUCUAAAAACUGCUUUCCAUGCCCGGUUACGCUGUAUGUGCACCUGCAACAGGUGUACAUUUUGCAUCUGUCAGAACUUCCUCAACUCAGACUUGCUGCAAUCUGUAAAGAACAAAAUCUUCACUGCAGUUCUUAACAGAUCUGUACAUCACCUCUGUCAGAGGAAGGCACCAAAGAGGAGGUAUACUGCUGAGCCAGUCCUGAUUGAAAGGAGAACUUUUCUGACCUGAGGGAAGGCAACUGAAUAAUGACUAGCAGAGGGGAAACAGAGGUAAGUGCUCAAACUCUGUAUAGGGCAUAAACCUUUCCUAAACAGACCCUCACAAUGCACCUGGUGUUAACUUUGAUGCCCCUUUUGUCUCAAUUUUACUAGUAAACAUCAGUGUAAAAGUGUCUUUAAAAUACAUGUGCAAAUCUUAAAAAUGAAUAUGUGACCUAAUUUUCAUUAGCACAUUUAUUUGGCAUCAUCCUCGAAUUUUUAAUAGUCCAUGUGAUUUUAGGAAGCUGAUUCGGGACUAGAUGCUUUUUGAGAAAUACCCCAUGUCAAGAUUCUAAAUUUAUUUAAUGUUUGUAGUAUGAGAAUGCUCCAUGCAGGUAGCCUGAACCAAAAACCUCGAUCCCCAGAUUCACAGUCCCAAUAACCCAUUUGUUAAAACCUCUAAUCUUACAAGUACUUCUUGUCUUUUAAACUCUAUUUAUCAAAAGGCUCCAUCAGUAACAGUGAAUGUCUGUUAACCUGUUUGGCUCUCAGCUCUUUGGAAGUCUCUGACCUGUGAGUAUCACAGUUACUGUGUCUCAGAUCUCUCUAGUGCAUCCCCAAUUCAAAAACUAUGUCCCCUUGCCUCCCGUGGCAUGCUUACACUUGUCAUACCAUUUGUCUCAGUUAUUUUUGGUUCAGAAAACACAGACACCUUACUAAAGGGUGAGAUUUUGAAAUCAUUAGGAAACUUCCUAACUUCGUAGUGCCAUUCUGGUUCCUAGCUGUAUUUUCCAGUGAUAAUGUUUUACUCUGUCGUUUUCUCUUCUCCUUUAGCAUAGAGAGCUGCAGAAAGACAGUAAAAUUGAGAGAUUGUCAUUCCUUCUGGGUUUGAAAGCUGCAUGUCAGAUACACACAAACAAGGAGGCCUUGCCAGUAUUAUCCUCAUCUGUUGAAAAAUUCAAGUUCUGUACGAACACUUUUCCUCUUUCAGUAUUUUCCUAUUCAUACUUUACCCAUGUCUUUUAUGAUCUAAAUAACCCUUGGAAGUGUUUGUUAUUAAAAUGACAUGGGUAUAUAGGCUGUGGUGUAACUUAGGGGUCGCAAACUUUUUCUGUAAAAGGUCAGAUAGUAAAUAUUCGAGAUUUUUGCAGCUGCUCAACUAUGUCAUAGCAAGAAAGUAGCCACAGACAUUAUGUAAACAAAUGAGCGUGACUGCAUCCCAAUAAAACUUUAUUUAUAGGCACCGAAAUUUGAACUUUGCAUAAUUUUCACUUGUCAAAAAAUAUUCUUACUUUGAUUAUUGUAACCACUUAAAAAUGUAGAAACUAUUCUUGGCUCAUGGACUGUAGAAAAACAGGCUGUGGGCCAGAUUUGACCAACUCCUUGGUGUAAUUGAUGAAAGUACUAGUAGUAAAUGCAUAGCAGGUUAAAAAAAUUUACCUGAUUGUUUCGGAAUUUGAAAAGGUACAGUACUAGGAAGAACUUAAAACGACUGUAGUCAUGUUUUAUUUAUAGGGAAACCAAGAUUGGACCUGCAGAAAGUGUUUGAUUUCUUUCACUCUUACUGAUGGUCCUGUUGUUCACCAGAACAUGGUGCUCUGGCUGAGCUGGCGCCCACCUCGCAGCAUGGCACUCAGAAGGUAAAGGGAGCGUCAAUUCCACUUCCUCUGAGCACUCAUCUGGAGCUGUUGUUUUGAUACUUGAUCCAUGUUUGCUUUCCCUUUGUCUGGUUGCGUAAUUGACAUAGGUGGAAGGUGAAGGAAUCCUACAAGAAUGUUUCCUUUGAACUCUAGUUAUCUGGGGACUGUCCCCUUGUGUGCCUGACAGUGUGAUAAUGCUGCUUAUUUCUUUAGAUUUGAAAGUCAAAAUAUCAGAGCUUAAAUAGACCACAAAGACCAUCUGUCCAACUCUGUACAUUUAUAGCAUAAACUGAGCACAAAGCCAUACAAUUAGUGUGUGCCUGGGCUAGGACUAGAUGUCCUGAUUCCCAGUUCGGCACUCUUUCCACUGUAGGAGCCAGCCUUAACAACUUGCCUUGAUUUUAUACCUUUAGUAAAUAUGCUGUAUGUUCAGUUUAAAAACGCAGGCAAGAAAAAGAGGAGAGAGAGAGAAAGAAAAAAAUAAACCAAUAAAGAGUUUGACAUUUCUAUUACUAAGAAAGGUUAAAGUUGGCAAAGCAAAUUUUCUGGAUGCUUUUCAGUUCCUCCGAGGCAUUUUGCCUUCCCUUCUUGUAGCUGUCACCAGGCAAUUGAUGAUGUCUAUUUAGAGGAGUGCAGGCUUGGUGGUUAGGUUUAUUUCAGGUACAGAUAAUUGAGGGAAGGUAAGGAUGUGUAACUACUCUUUUAAAAGCAUUCUUUGCGGGUUUUGUUUAAUUGUUCUAAAAUUGUUAAUUUUGAAAAAAUUACUGUUUUGCUUUUUAUUUAUAAAUGGAAGAGUAUCUUGGAACAGGGGCUUGAAUGGAGGGGAAACCUCCUUAGGCUAAAGUUUUGUCAUUAACUGUUUUUAUCUCUACUUUUCCAGUCUGCCUCUGGGAUUUCUAUAAUUCCAGCCUCUUUUAUCCCAGCUUGUUCUGUAUAUGGUCUAGAAGAGCAUCAGGAACUCAGUGUGUCUUCAUAUACUCUCUUACUCUUUCUACUGAUUCCCUGUAGGUUCUUUUACUUUCCCCCCAGAUUCUUAAAGUGCGGUCACGACACCUGGGAACUUGUAAGGAAUACAGUUAUCAGGUCCCACCCCAGACCUAGUGAAUCAGAAACUUGAAGGUUGGGGCCCAGCAAAAUCUGUGUUAACCACCCACGGCCCCAUCCCAUGAUUCUGCUAAAGUUUGAGAACCACUGCACUAGACACUGAGGAGGUAGAAGUAGUUCAAUCCAAUGGCUUUGCCCUCAAAGAGGUUAUAGUCUGGAUAACUAAGUUAACAGUGGUUAAAUUUUUUUAAAGACAAUUUAAUUAUGUGUAAGUAUAAUUUUAAUUUAAAAAGGGAAUAAACUUAACAUCUUCCCUUUCCUCUUAUGAUAAAAUUCAAAUCCUAAGGUAGUUUACAAAGCCCUGAAGACCUGGCCCCAGACCUUCUUUGCAGCCAAAUGUACACUGUCCCACGUGACUACCCUCUAGUCAAAGAGAUCAUCUUUCGGCUCUAAGAAUGCACCUUGCUCUCUGUGGAGUGCUUUGCCAGAUGCUCCCUCCAUCUAAAACCCUGUCCUCCCAGCUUCUCAUCUUUUGGGUCCCAGAGGGUCAAGGCCAGGAUGCCAGUGUCCAGGAGCUGAGUCUUGGUGUUUAAGAUACAUGUGUCCACUUCAUCCUCCUGUUCGCGGCAUUGACACCCCUGCCCUCACUUGUGCUUUGUCCAGUUACUGUCUCUUUUACCCUCUCUAAAGAUUCCGUUAAAGGGGUUUAAGCAGGGGAGUGAUGUACUAGGCAGGUCUUGACAAAUUGCCUGUUCCCCUGUCCCUGGGAACUGAACCUGGGGUAGCUGACCAGUCUCCGUCCUGCUGUAUUGGCAGUGAACUGAGUCCCAAAUCUUUCUACCGCAGCCCUCCCAGCCCCCCACUAUUGUGUGCCUACCUAACCUUAAAGUACCCAGGGGGAUACAUGUCAAUCUGCUUGUGUCUAACUUAAUUUUCUUGAUUUAUCCAACCCUUGCUUUUUUUUUUUUUUUUUUUUUAAUUUCUUAGUUGCUCUGCAACAUGUGGGAUCUUCCCGGACCAGGGCUCGAACCCGUGUCCCCUGCACUGGCAGGCGGAUCCCUAACAACUGUGCCACCAGGGAAGUCCUGCAACCCUUUCUUAAGAAGCAACUUUACUCAGUCACUGUAGCCCUUGUGGAAACACUGACUGGCAGCCCUGGAAACGAAGGAUCUUUAGGUGGUAUUGGCAAUUCACUAGGUUGCUGGGGGAGGAGUAGAAAAGCAUGGACUUAAGAGCUAAAAUUUUGAAUCCCAACUUUGCCACAUUCAUUGUACAAACGACUUGAUUUUCUGGUUCUGUUUCCUCUCUCUAAAAUGAAGAUUAGGAUCACUGUGCACAUUCACUAAGAUCCGUCCCUGGUGGUAUUUCAUCUUCCUCCUUCCCCAGGAGAAUAGAUCUUCAUCCCCACAGCAAGCACCACUGAGGGGCAAGGCUCUGCCCCUCCUACGCUUGGGUGGCAGCCAGAUUUUUUUUCUACGUGUAUCUGACAAAUGUCUUGAUUAAGCUCUCUUGAGUAUUAGGGCCAGUAAAAUGUCCCUCGCCCCUGUUGUCUUGGCAGGCGGCACAAAUAGCUGACUUGCCUAUCUUGCUGGCUACUUUCUCUUUCUCAGUCUCUUGCUGAGUCUUCAACCUGUCUUCAACCUUUAAAGUGUUAGCAUAUCCCAGGGUUCUGUCCUGAGUUUCCUUAUCCUCUCUGCCUAUACUGUCUCUAGGUGAUCUCAUCGAGUGCCCUGAUUUUAUUUUUCUAAAUUUUUAUUUUGGAAUAAUUUGAAACAUUUUAAAAGUUGUAAAAAUAAUAGGGUUUGUCUAUU